AUGUCGACCACCUGCGCGCCCUCCCCCCUGCUCUUCCUCCUGGUGGGGGUCGCCCCCCUGCUCGCCGGGGGCACGGCCGAUGCCUUCUUUCGACACACCCUCCACUAUUUCGAGACGGCCAUCUGGGAGCCGGGCUGGCGGCUUCCCCAGUUCACCUCUUUGGCGUAUGUGGAUGACCGGCUGAUUGGCAGCUACGACGGUCACGCUGACCAGUGCGUGCCUCAGUCGCCCUGGAUAGACGACAUCAUCCAUGAUGACUCUGACUUCUGGGCUAAGACCACGGAAUGGGACUUUGCCUCAAGCCUUGUCAUGGAUCUGAUGAUUCUGAAGAAUGCUCACAACCAGAGUAGGGGGAUCCACACCCUACAGGUGCUCUCUGGCUGCGAACUGAAUGAGGACAACGGAGCCACCAGAAGGUUUGCGAAGUACGGCUACAACGGGAGGGACUUCCUCAGCUGGGACCAGGAGACGCUCACCUGGACGGCAAUGGAUGCAGAGGCUGAGCCAACCAAGAGGAAGUGGGAAGCCCAGCGGCACCGUGGGAAACUCUGGAAGCAAUUCCUGACCAACACCUGCGUGGAGUGGCUGCGCUACGGGAAGGAGACCCUGCUGGAAGCUGAGCCACCAAUGGUUCGCAUAACCCACAAGGCAGGAUCGGAGGGCCUGGAGACUCUCGUCUGCCGACUCCACGGCUUCUACCCCAAAGAGAUCGAUGUGACAUGGAGAAAGGGCAGGGAAGUUUGGCACCAGGACAUCCUGACGGGGGGUGUCGUCCCCAACUCAGAUGGGACUUACCACACCUGGAUAAGCAUUGAUGUUGACCCCAAAGAGAGGGGCCACUACCGGUGCCACGUGGAACAUGAUGGCCUUCCAGAGCCCCUGGACUUGGCCUGGGAGGAGCCAGCAUCCGAAGUGGGGCUCAUCGUGAGAGUCCUGCUAGGGGUCAUGGCUGCUCUCAUCCUGGUGGGGGCCGGGCUCACCUUCCACAUCAGAUUUGGGAAAGGAACUGAUUUUGCCAGUUUUGAAGAUGUCAGACAAGACAACCUAAAGUACCAAGUUUCACAGAGGAAAGCAAGCAAUAAUGCACCCUUUUUGGUUAACUAUGUUCUCAACCUUUCUGAACCAACACCAGGUCCUUUGAAGAACCUCAACAGAACCAGCUAUAAGAAAGUUUCACCCUUUUAUGGAUUCUCUGAGGAACAUGAAAGUCAGAUUUGUGCCUCAGGCUCUUCCCACACACUGAGCACUGAUGAGGUUCUUCCCUGGGAUGGAUUCUUCGAUUCUAAAAGAGAAAUCAGCAGAUUUUCUAGCCUGGAGAGUCCAUUGCCCGUCAUUGUUUUCUCCUCUGUGGGAUCUUUUUGA
Molecule: messenger RNA, 1362 nt
Organism: Heteronotia binoei (common prickly gecko)
Lineage: Eukaryota; Metazoa; Chordata; Lepidosauria; Squamata; Gekkonidae
Product: class I histocompatibility antigen, F10 alpha chain-like
Exons: 6
Coding region: 1-1362 (453 amino acids)
Biological process (GO): immune response
Cellular component (GO): external side of plasma membrane
Source: RefSeq, a predicted model, not a curated record